AUGGGGGUGUUCGAUUUGCAAGAUUGUCCAUUUGCUAAGUUCCAACAUCCCCAUGGCCCAACCCCAAAACGCCCAAUUCUUCCCAUAUUUCCCACCACAUUUGGCUCCGCCGUUCCCUAUUCCCCCCCGCCGCACAACUCUCCGUCUCCUCCCAAAUUUGCACCACCACCACCACCUCCGCACCACUCUCCAAGCCCUCCUCCACCACCAAAACUCCCACUUCCGCCGCCGCCACCACCGCCACAUCCCAUUUCGCCGCCAUCGCCUCACACAUUCUCUCCGCUACCGCCGCAUCCCAUCUCGCCACCACUUCCGCCUGACAAUUCCACCGUAGUCAUCGUCGUGUUUCUUUCCAUCGGUGGAGUGUUCUUUCUUGCAUUCGUGGCAGCCGUUCUCUUCUGCUUCAUCAAGAAGAGACAGAAGAAGAUUGUCCGAGAAACCCACAACGUGAAAAUCGAGGAACACGUGCGCGUCCACGAAGACAUCGUGCCGGGACCGCACGGGACACCGACGGUGGUGCUGACCAUCGACGAGGACUUGCAUGUCGAGGAAGAAAUUCACAACACAAGUGAAGUGGUGAAAUCGAAAGGCUCACAUCUAAGUUCUCAAGCUCCGGUGAUCGGAGAAUCCACUUCUAUCUUCAAACAUCAUCACAACCUCAAAGAUUGAAUAAAUAAGCAUUAAUAAAUGUAAUACUCCUAUUUCCUUUUGAUAUCGGUUUGUAACCAACAAAAUGUAAUAAUACUACUCCUCACUACACAA
Molecule: messenger RNA, 762 nt
Organism: Salvia splendens (bonfire salvia)
Lineage: Eukaryota; Viridiplantae; Streptophyta; Magnoliopsida; Lamiales; Lamiaceae
Product: protein TRACHEARY ELEMENT DIFFERENTIATION-RELATED 7A-like
Exons: 3
Coding region: 1-669 (222 amino acids)
Biological process (GO): plant-type secondary cell wall biogenesis
Source: RefSeq, a predicted model, not a curated record